Molecule: messenger RNA, 1339 nt
Organism: Lolium rigidum
Lineage: Eukaryota; Viridiplantae; Streptophyta; Magnoliopsida; Poales; Poaceae
Product: peroxisomal (S)-2-hydroxy-acid oxidase GLO4
Exons: 12
Coding region: 159-1259 (366 amino acids)
Molecular function (GO): FMN binding; oxidoreductase activity
Source: RefSeq, a predicted model, not a curated record
AAAAACAGCACCCAUCUUGUCCUCUACUUCGCUUCUCACAUCAUCACACUCGCUCGAUUCCAUCCAGCAGCUCGCGAUCAAUCCCCAACUUCCUCGUCUGAUCGUCUCGUCCUCCCGACAUCUCCGGUAGCUGCCUCUCCUCCCAAAUCUCCAGAGAAAUGGAGAACAACCUGCCAGUCAAUAUCCGUGAGUACCAAGAACUUGCCAAGAAAGCUUUGCCAAAAAUGCAUUAUGAUUACAUCAAUGGAGGAGCGGAGGAUGAGUACACAUUGAGGGACAAUAUCGCAGCAUAUGGAAGAAUUUUGUUACGGCCUCGAGUUCUUGUAGAUGUCAGCAACAUAAACAUGUCGACAAGCUUAUUGGGAUAUGACAUGCCCUCGCCCAUAAUUGUUGCACCAACAGGGUCACACAAAUUAGCAAAUCCAGAAGGGGAGGUGGCUACAGCAAGAGCUGCAGCAUCGUGUAACAGCAUAAUGGUGCUAUCCUUCUCAUCCAGUUGCAAGAUCGAGGAGGUUGCCUCCAGUUGUAGUGCGAUUCGCUUUUAUCAGUUAUAUGUCUUUAAGAAGAGAGAGGUUUCAGCAACAUUGGUAAGGCGGGCAGAGAGUCUUGGAUUCAAAGCCAUUGUUCUGACAGUUGACACUCCUAUGCUCGGUCGGCGUGAAGCUGAUAUUAGAAAUAAGAUGGUUGCUCCUCCGAAUGAAAACCUCGAAGGUUUAAUGUCCUUUGAUGAUCUUGAUAGUACAGACGGCUCUAAGCUUGAGAAAUAUGCACGUGAUACGCUGGAUCCAUCUUUAUCCUGGAAGGACGUGGAGUGGCUGAAAUCCAUAACCAGCCUGCCGAUCCUACUGAAGGGCAUAGUCACCGCCGAGGACGCCAGGAAAGCCGUGGAGGUCGGGGCGGCGGGCGUGAUCGUGUCCAACCAUGGCGCGCGGCAGCUUGACUACGCGCCUGCCACCAUAUCCGCGCUUGAAGAGGUAGUAAAGGCGGUGGCCGGGGCCGUGCCCGUGCUGGUGGACGGCGGAGUCCGGCGGGGGACCGACGUGCUCAAGGCGCUGGCGCUCGGUGCACGGGCAGUCAUGGUGGGGAGGCCGGUGCUGUUCGGGCUGGCGGCGAGGGGCGAGGCGGGGGCCAAGCACGUGAUCGAGAUGCUGAACAGGGAGCUGGAGCUGGCCAUGGCGCUCUGCGGCUGCCGGAGCGUCGCCGAGGUCACCCGCGACCGUGUCCUGACCGAGGGCGACAGGCUCAGGGCGCUGCUGUGACUGCGAGCGAUGCCGAUGCAGGCGCAGCAACGAACAUUACUUGCUACUAUUGCAAGUUUAAACGGCGGGCAUGGUAUGUG